CCUUCCAGCUGACUUUACUUACACAAUAAUUAUUUUACGAGUGUCUUGAAAUAAAAUUACUGACUUCGCUCAUGAAACCUGUAGACUAAGCUGCGUGUGUUGUACUAUACACAUAUUAGAAUAUGUCUAUCGAACAGAUGUUACGAGUAAAUAUGCCAUGCUGAUAAAAACAUAACCUAUCUUCAUAUAAAUAUUGGUACAAAAUCUUAUUUUACCAUAACGUUACGACUAGUGACCUUAACUAAAUAUGAUGAACUACACACGGUCAUUGUUCAAUUGUGUGACUCAAAAAUUUAUACAGCAAAGGAAAAUAAAAAUUUUCAAUAACCAUAGAAAUUAUUCUGGAAGUGCUAUUCUUGGAAUCGAGACAUCUUGCGACGACACCGGUUGCGCCAUCGUAAGCCACGAUGGAAAGUUACUUUCAGAAAGCCUGCACUCACAGAACCUUAUGCAUCUUCGGAAUGGAGGAAUCAUACCUGAUGUUGCUCAAGACUUACAUAAAAAGUAUAUUGAACCAACUGUAAAUGAUACCUUACAGAAAGCGAAAUUGACAAUGCAAGAUAUAUCUGCCAUAGCAGUCACUCUAAGACCAGGUUUAGCAUUAAGUCUUGUAGUUGGUAUGAAAUAUGCUAAGUAUUUAUCAAGACUUCAUAAGAAACCUAUAAUUCCUAUACAUCACAUGGAGGCACAUGCUUUAGCAGCAAGAAUGCAUCACAACAUAUCUUUUCCGUUCCUAGUUUCGUUAAUAUCAGGGGGACACUGCUUGCUGGCUGUUGCUCAAGAUGUGAAUCAUUUUCAGUUACUUGGACAAAGUAUGGAUAUAGCACCCGGUGAGGUUUUUGACAAAGUUGCUAGGAGAAUGAAGUUGCGAAACAUAGCAGAAUAUUCUAAAAUAUGCGGAGGCCAAGCUAUAGAAUUAGCAGCAUCAAAGGCUACUAAUCCUCAUGUAUUUAAACUCCCACUGGCACGAGCCGAAUACAGAGAUUGUAAUUUUAAUUUCAAUGGUUUAAAGACCUCUGUCAUCUAUCAGCUUCACAGGAAAGAACAGGAUCAUAACAUUGUAGCUGACAAAUUGAUUCUGGAAGUGAAUGAUUUGUGUGCUGCACUUUUGAUGGCUGUUUCAAGGCACUUGGUGCAUAGAACACAGAGAGCCAUGGAAUUUUGUGAGCAAAACAACCUAAUACCCAAAGAUAAUAAACAGCUAGUUGUGUCUGGUGGAGUUGCAUGUAAUAACUAUAUAUUCAAUGCAUUAACCUAUUUAUGUGGUGAAUCAGAUUACAAGAUAUACAGACCUUUACCAAAACUUUGUACCGAUAAUGGUGUUAUGAUAGCAUGGAAUGGCUUAGAAAAGUGGAGGAGAAGUAUAGAUAUAACUACAGAUAUAAGCAAAUUAGAUAUUCAAGCUGCUAGUCCUUUAGGAGAAAGUUUAAUCAAUGAAGUUGUUAAUGCAAAAAUACCUACAAAACUAAUGAAAAUAAAAAUUUGAAUACCACCUA
Leguminivora glycinivorella is the source of this 1496-nucleotide messenger RNA. RefSeq names its product probable tRNA N6-adenosine threonylcarbamoyltransferase, mitochondrial. Gene Ontology annotation, cellular component: mitochondrion. The coding region runs from base 248 to 1486 and encodes 412 amino acids. Gene Ontology annotation, biological process: tRNA threonylcarbamoyladenosine modification. NCBI's taxonomy places the organism in Eukaryota, Metazoa, Arthropoda, Insecta, Lepidoptera, Tortricidae. The transcript has a single exon. The record is from RefSeq and is a predicted model, not a curated record.